Molecule: messenger RNA, 1857 nt
Organism: Elaeis guineensis (African oil palm)
Lineage: Eukaryota; Viridiplantae; Streptophyta; Magnoliopsida; Arecales; Arecaceae
Product: protein JINGUBANG-like
Molecular function (GO): protein binding
Source: RefSeq, a predicted model, not a curated record
AUGCAGAACAACUUACGUCUGUCUUCGCUUCUGUUCGACGAAAUCUCCAUGAGAGAUCGAAAGGGAUCAUCAGCCACGGCGGCGAAUAGCCCACCUCCGCGAUUCUCCAAGCUCUCCAACCUCUUCCGUUCCGAACCCAUCACCCAAUCCAACAGUGAGGACGACCUCCCCAUCCCUACCGCCGCCCCCACCUCGACCGUCAGCCCCGCCUACCUUUCCGAGCGCAACCCCACCAGUGCCACGACCUCUCCAUACACUCUCUCUCCCUGGAAUCCAGCGGCCUCCCCCUUCGCCGAGUCCCCGUGGACUCAUCUCCCCCCUCUUUCCGACGAACCCCACUCCGCCGGCCUCCUCGGCUCCCUCGUCCGGGAGGAGGGCCACGUCUACUCCCUCGCCGCCGUCGGCGACCUCCUCUAUACCGGCUCCGACAGCAAGAACAUCCGCGUCUGGAAGGGCCGCCACGAGUUCGGCGGCUUCAAGUCCGGCGGUGGCCUCGUCAAGGCCAUCGUCAUCUCAGGUGACAAGAUCUUCACCGGCCACCAGGACGGCAAGAUCCGCAUCUGGAAGAUUUCCUCCAGAAACCCCAACGUCCACAAGCGCAUCGGAACCCUCCCGAGGCUCAAGGACUUCCUCAAGAGCUCGAUGUUACCCUCCAACUACGUCGAGGUCCGGCGGCACCGCAACGUCGUCUGGCUCCGCCAUUUUGACGCCGUCUCCUGCCUCGCCCUCGACGAAGACGCCGGGCUCCUCUACUCCGGCUCCUGGGAUAAAACGCUGAAAGUCUGGAGGAUUUCCGACUCCAAGUGCUUGGAAUCGAUCAAGGCCCACGACGACGCCAUCAACGCAGUGGCCGUGGCGGGUUUCGACGGGCUGGUGUGCACCGGCUCCGCCGACGGGACGGUGAAGGUGUGGCAGCGGGAGUGGGUGAAUAAGGGUGGCGCAACCCGGCACGUGGCCGUUCAGACUCUGCUCCGGCAGGAGAGCGCCGUGACGUCCCUGGCGGUGGCACCGGCGGCGGGGGCUGUCUACUGCGGGUCGUCGGACGGGCUGGUAAACUUCUGGAAGGUCCGUGGUGGCGGGAUGCUGCUGGCCCACGGUGGGGUACUCCGCGGGCACAAAAUGGCGCUGCUGUGCCUCACGGCCGCUGGGAGUUUGGUCGUGAGCGGGUCGGCGGAUGCCACGCUGUGCGUGUGGCGUAGGGAGGAGGGUGGGGCCCAUACUAAGCUCGCGAUAUUGGCCGGCCACGCGGGCCCCAUUAAGUGUUUGGCCAUUGAGGAGGACGGGGACGGUGGGCCCAGUGGCCCACAUUGGGUGGUGUACAGUGGGAGCUUGGACAAGUCGGUCAAGGUGUGGCGAGUGUCGGAGCGGGCGUCUGAGGCGGGCAUUCGGACGCCGCAGCACGUGCGGGUCGAAUCUGAGGCGGGGCCUUGGCGGUCGCCUUUGCACGUGUGGGCGACCGGGGGCGGCGGUUCAUAGGGGUCGGGAGGUCGCUCUUCAUGUACCGGACGAGCAACGGCAUUGGUGGGUCCCAAAAGGACUACGAUUCACCGGUGGGCCCGGAGUUAAAAGGGUGGCAGGACGGCGUGCGAGCUGCCGCAAGUGCUCGUGUAGGAUGUUGACUGGCUCUUUGUGGUGGAAGAAGAUGUUUGUACCAGCCAAAGAUGGCCCUUGGUUUUUAAUGUCCAGGCGAGAAGACAGUAAUACAAGAGGUGAUAAAUCCAGCUAAUCGUGUGCGAGAUUGCUUGUCAUGAUAGGGUGGAGUGGAUGCCAUGAAGGUUUUAAUGAAAACAAUGAUUAAGAUAGAAAUUUGCGUGAGAUUUAUGGUACCAAUGGAUAUUGUACCAAAUAAAUCAUCAU